This is a messenger RNA of Lacerta agilis (Sand lizard), 4960 nucleotides long. RefSeq names its product myosin IB (gene MYO1B). Gene Ontology annotation, molecular function: actin filament binding; ATP binding; microfilament motor activity. Gene Ontology annotation, biological process: vesicle transport along actin filament; actin filament organization. The record is from RefSeq and is a predicted model, not a curated record. Gene Ontology annotation, cellular component: myosin complex; actin cytoskeleton; vesicle. NCBI's taxonomy places the organism in Eukaryota, Metazoa, Chordata, Lepidosauria, Squamata, Lacertidae.
CAAAGAGAAAAUGGCAAAGAUGGAGGUGAAGACAUCUCUUUUGGACAACAUGAUUGGGGUUGGGGAUAUGGUGCUUCUCGAGCCGCUCACGGAGGAAUCCUUUAUCGAUAAUCUCAAACAGCGUUUUGAUCACAGUGAGAUAUAUACUUACAUCGGUAGUGUGGUGAUAUCGAUAAAUCCAUACAGAUUGCUGCCUAUUUAUUCCCCAGAAAAAGUGGAAGAAUACAGAAACAGAAACUUCUAUGAACUCAGACCUCACAUCUUUGCCCUGUCAGAUGAGGCAUACCGAUCUCUGAGAGACCAAGAUAAAGACCAGUGCAUACUUAUAACUGGAGAGAGUGGAGCUGGAAAAACAGAGGCCAGCAAACUUGUCAUGUCCUAUGUGGCGGCUGUUUGUGGUAAAGGAGCAGAAGUUAAUCAAGUGAAAGAACAGCUUUUGCAGUCUAAUCCGGUGCUUGAAGCAUUUGGAAAUGCCAAAACCGUAAGGAAUGACAACUCAUCGAGAUUUGGAAAGUACAUGGACAUCGAAUUUGAUUUCAAAGGUGAUCCGCUUGGAGGAGUUAUAAGCAAUUAUCUAUUGGAAAAGUCUCGUGUUGUUAAACAACCAAGAGGUGAAAGGAAUUUCCACAUUUUUUAUCAGAUAUUGUCUGGAGGAUCGGAAGAUUUGCUCAAAAAACUUAAGCUGGAGAGGGACUUCAGUCGAUACAACUACCUUAGCCUGGACUCUGCAAAAGUGAAUGGAGUAGAUGAUGCCGCAAAUUUCAGAACGGUUCGGAAUGCCAUGCAGAUCGUGGGGUUUAUGGACCAUGAAACGCAGUCAGUUUUUGAAGUUGUCGCGGCCGUCUUAAAACUGGGAAACAUUGAAUUCAAACCUGAAUCUCGAGUGAAUGGUUUGGAUGAAAGUAAAAUCAAAGAUAAAAACGAGCUCAAAGAAAUAUGCGAGUUGACAGGCAUUGAUCAGUCAGUGCUGGAGAGAGCCUUCAGCUUCCGCACCGUUGAAGCCAAGCAGGAGAAAGUCUCUACAACCUUAAAUGUGUCUCAGGCAUACUAUGCACGGGAUGCACUGGCAAAGAAUCUUUACAGUAGACUGUUUUCCUGGCUUGUUACCAGAAUCAAUGAGAGCAUUAAGGCACAAAUGAAAGUAAGAAAGAAAGUCAUGGGCGUUUUGGACAUCUACGGCUUUGAAAUUUUCGAGGAUAACAGUUUUGAGCUCAUUAUUAACUACUGCAACGAGAAGCUGCAGCAGAUCUUCAUUGCUACCUUGAAGGAAGAGCAAGAAGAGUACAUACGAGAGGGUAUUGAGUGGACGCACAUUGAAUACUUCAACAAUGCUGUAAUUUGCGACCUAAUAGAAAAUAAUCAGAAUGGAAUUCUAGCCAUGCUGGAUGAAGAAUGCUUGCGGCCAGGAGCUGUUACGGACGACACGUUCUUAGAGAAGUUGAACCAGGUCUGCGCCACUCACCAGCACUUCGAGAGCAGAUGAGCAAAUGGUCGCAGCUUCCUGAACGACACUUCCCUGCCCCACUGUUGCUUCAGAAUCCAGCAUGCUGGCAAGGUGAUGUAUCAGGUAGAAGGAUUUGUCGACAAGAACAACGACCUGCUUUACCGCGACUUGUCCCAGGCUAUGUGGAGGGCCAACCACUCUCUCAUUAAAGCACUCUUCCCAGAAGGAAACCCGGCCAAGAUUAACCUAAAGAGGCCCCCAACAGCAGGUUCACAGUUCAAGGCUUCCGUGGCAACCUUGAUGAAGAACUUGCAGACAAAAAAUCCCAACUACAUCAGAUGCAUUAAGCCAAAUGACAAAAAAGCAGCACAUAUCUUCAACGAGGCUCUAGUUUGUCAUCAGGUCCGGUAUUUGGGUCUGCUGGAAAAUGUUCGUGUCAGAAGGGCAGGAUAUGCGUUCAGGCAACCUUACGAGCCUUGUCUAGAAAGAUACAAAAUGCUUUGUAAACAGACAUGGCCACACUGGAGAGGUCCUGCCAGAGCUGGUGUAGAGGUAUUGUUCAAUGAGCUGGAAGUCCCUGAAGAAGAAUAUUCCUUGGGUAGAUCAAAAAUAUUCAUCCGCAACCCAAGAACACUCUUCAAAUUAGAAGAUCUGAGAAAACAGCGCCUUGAGGAUUUGGCUACCCUGAUCCAGAAGAUCUACAGGGGCUGGAAGUGUCGCACACGUUUUCUUCUCAUGAAAAGGAGUCAGAUUGUGAUUGCUGCUUGGUACAGGAGAUAUGCACAACAAAAGAAGUACCAGCAGAUCAAGAGUUCUGCCAUUGUGGUGCAGUCUUAUAUCAGAGGAUGGAAGGCUCGAAAGCUGCUCCGUGAACUCAAGCACCAGAAACGCUGUCAGGAAGCUGUUACGACGAUUGCCGCUUAUUGGCACGGAGCUCAGGCGCGAUGGGAGCUGAGGCGGCUGAAGGAGGAGGCUAGGAAUAAGCUUGCUAUUGCUGUUAUUUGGGCUUUCUGGCUUGGAUUCAAGGCUCGAAGGGAGUUGAAACGCUUGAAGGAAGAGGCUAGGCGUAAGCAUGCUGUUGCAGUCAUUUGGGCUUACUGGCUUGGACUAAAGGUUCGUAGAGAGUACAGGAAAUUCUUCCGGGCCAACGCUGGAAGGAAGAUCUACGAAUUUAUACUUCAGAAAAUUAUGCAAAAGUAUUUUUUGGAAAUGAAGAAUAAGAUGCCUUCUUUAUCGCCAAUCGAUAAAAACUGGCCAGCAAGGCCUUAUCUCUUCUUGGAUUCAACUCACAAGGAACUGAAGAGGAUAUUCCACUUGUGGAGGUGUAAAAAGUACCGGGACCAGUUCACAGACCAGAAGAAACUGGUUUAUGAAGAAAAACUGGAAGCUAGCGAACUCUUCAAGGACAAGAAAGCUUUAUACCCAGCCAGUGUUGGGCAGCCUUUCCAAGGGGCUUACCUCGAAAUCAGCAAAAACCCCAAGUAUAAGAAACUAAAAGAUGCCGUGGAGGAAAAAAUCAUCAUUGCUGAAGUAGUAAACAAAAUCAACAGAGCAAAUGGAAAGUGCACUGCUAGGAUUUUCUUGCUCACAAAAAACAAUGUGCUGCUUGCCGAUCAGAAAUCAGGGCAUAUCAAAUCAGAGGUUCCUCUAGGGGACGUCACUAAGGUGUCCAUGAGCUCCCAGAAUGAUGGCUUCUUUGCUGUGCAUCUCAAAGAGGGAUCUGGAGCAGCUGGGAAAGGGGACUUCCUGUUCAGCAGCGACCACCUGAUUGAAAUGGCCACGAAGCUUUACCGCACCACGCUCAGCCAAACCAAGCAGAAGCUCAACAUUGAAAUAUGCGAUGAGUUCCUCGUUCAGUUCAGACAAGACAAAGUGUGCGUCAAGUUUGUGCGGGGCAACCAGAAGAACGGCAACGUGCCCACUUGCAAGCGAAAAAACAACCGGCUUCUCGAAGUUGCUGUACCUUAAUUUAUGCACACACUCUCCCUACAAUUCUCCAUAAUGGUGCAAUUUUACUCAUUUGCUGGGGGUGUGUGUGGGAUUUGAGGGAGGGGCAGUCUGCUAAUAGGUGCGACUAACUUAUUGACCCCCCCCUUUUUUUUUAGUUGUUACAGCUUUUGGUUGAUUUUUAUAUACAGGCUUUGUGUGCUGACAGCAUAUUAUAAACAGAAGGAUGCUUUGUUGCAUAUAAUUUCUGUGGUCAUUCCUUACUUUUUAACGGCGCAUAUCGUAAACCCCGUACGCUUUCAUGGCCCGUUCCUCAUAUUUAUUCUUUGGAGCAGAAUCCUUCGCCGCAGGCUAUAUAGACCCAUUUCCACCCAACCGUAUUCUGUGGCAGAGCUCAGUCCAAAGGGUUAAUCAUAAACCAGGACUGGAGAGUCUGGCAAAAUUCUGGGGCUGCUGCAGCUACCUUGUUAAUUGCAAACAGCACAAAGCACCAUGUAAUUUGAUCUUUAAUGGAAUAUGUGGGGCAGGAAACCCUAAUUCUGCAAAGCAGAAGGAAUGUACGACUGCAUAUGUAGCAGCUGCAUAUGGUUUUUUUUUUUUUUUUUUAAUUUACAGUGCGGGUGGGGGAACCUAGCGUUCUGCAUCAGGCUUUUUAAUUGCCGGCUUUUAAUGACUUAUAAGACUAGGAAGCAGAAAGAGUCCAUUAAAGAGGCAAGAAGUGCGUUAAACAGUUAACAAUAGCCACACAACAGCGCAAGGCGUCUCUUUUGUUCUCUAUGGGGUCCCCCACCCCUCUUUUAAAACAACCCUUCAAUGUUUAAAACUCCUUAAAAAGCAGUUGUUUGCAUGGGGAAACGAGAGGGCAAGGUAUUUUACACUACGUGUCAAAUGAAGGGAUAGAGGAAUUUUCUCUCUCUCCCCCAGAUGUUGGCAUGCGUGCUGUACAAUGUGCAAUAAAGCAUUCAUACAACUUGUGAAAAUUAUUUAUAAUAACUUCUGUGGGUAAUAAAAGAUGAGAGAUCCUGCGUAUUUGUUGUGAGGACUUAAGUUAGGCUAGUUCUAUCUUAAUGUUGAACGUUAUCACUUUGGAAGAAGGGGGAAUCAUUUCGGUGGGGAGGUAUGAUGUACAUAAAUUUGAUAUUAAUGAUAAAUAAUUGUUUUAAUUCUGUGCUGUUUGGUACUCUUGUGAUAACCAUAUUUUUGUAUUUCAACCAGUUUUAUAUAAGUUUGUGUGCCUGAUAUGUAAUGUGUGCACAGAAACACUUUACAAUCAAGAACUGCAUUCUAAACUUCCUGAAUGGAGAUUGCAGCUUAAAGCCUUGUAUAAACCAGGAGAAUUAGCUGAACGCAUUGAUUAUGGAGUAUUGUUUUCCAGUGUUUAGACAGAAGUUAGCUAAAAGAGAUCGUUGAAUGUGACUGUUUGACUUGUUGAUGUAAGGAUGGUUUUAGAUCUAUUGUAUUCUCAGACUGAUGCAAGAACUUGCCGUCAAGGAGAGGUUUCUGCACAAUAUGUGCAAUGCAAAAAACAAACAAACCCAAGUAUAAAUAAAGAGAAGCUUUGAAGCAAUG